Molecule: messenger RNA, 1998 nt
Organism: Annulohypoxylon maeteangense
Lineage: Eukaryota; Fungi; Ascomycota; Sordariomycetes; Xylariales; Hypoxylaceae
Exons: 2
Coding region: 436-1614 (392 amino acids)
Source: RefSeq, a predicted model, not a curated record
ACCUUUUACCUUCCAGGUUAACCUACCAAAUCAAUUCGGCCUUUUUCUUCCGUUCUUUAUUCCUUCAUCCACAACAGUACCUGGGAUUAAUUCUGCACGGUUGCUGUUAUUGAUCAGUGAUACCAUCGUGGAUUGCUGCACAUCAUUAACACCUACUACAUACCUCCUUCUUCACCUUCUUCCUUCUCCUAAUUCCUACUUGCCGAGAUUAGUCCUUGCUAAUUCCUCCUCUACAUAUCUGGCAAUUAACAACCCACACUUCUGCGACAACGCGACAAUCGCAACAAUCGCAAUAAUCGAUAUCGCUGUCGCCAUAGCGCCGAUUAUCCCCUUUACUGCAGCUGCUUUGAGCCUCAGGCCACACGCGAGAUCGAUCCUAACAAAACCACACGUUACUCGUUGCAUAGUUGACCAUUGCCACGCGCGCACGCCAAAAUGGGUCUACCACUCUGGCGUGAGCCUUCGUCUUGUUCAUCUGGCGUUCCUCGUCUACCCCAUGCAGGAUCUCCGUCCCGUCCUGUUAUUGCUCGAUCACCCAUUACUCGUGUGUCCUCGCCACGUCACACUACCAUAUCUCCGCGACGUCGCCAGCUGCGCGAGGCUCGAGAACGUCGUCUACGUGCUUUGAGCGAACUUGUCGACAAUGACGAUGAAAUAACUCCAAGGGUCCCCUAUCCUCGCGCUGAUGCCGAUAAUACAUCAUCAACUUUCGACACCAACACGUUUUUUGAUUCGGCUAAUAAUGAGGUUGAUAAUUACCUUAAUACCCCACCUACCCAAGACGCGCGUGCACUCGAUCAGGUUGUGUCAUACCUGAUGGCCCGGGAACCACUCCUAAACCGGGACUCACCUAAUCUGGACUCUCCAGGCUUAUCUGCGGCCGAGCUCAUUCAGAGAAGCAACCGCGAUCCAUCACCCGAUGCGCCUGAUUCUCAAUGGCCUGAGUGGUCGCAUGGAGACGAUGGUGAAGUACGUAUUGCGCAAGCUAGAACCACCAACCUUCCCGAAUCGCCUGGUCGAACUCCCAGCCGGAAUUUCCGAGUCGCAACGGUUCCAUCUCGACAGUCUUCGCGUAAUCGUCGCCGUGCGCGUGUCCUUCAAACUCGCGGACUUGGUAGUGUGGUUAGUCGAGGAAGUCGAGGAUCAGGUCGAAAUGUCGACGGUCUAGGCGACCGUGAUCGUAGUCUAAGUCCCGAUGGGGAACGAUUGUGGGAUAACCUUCUCACUACAUUAACUCCGGAUCCUCAGCCUCCCAGCGUCGGCUCUUCAUUCGCAUCAACGACCGCUUCAACUUCAGCAUCGCAAAAUCCUACUGUCGCUUCGUCUCGCACAUCGAUCACUAGCCCGGGAGAGGCCGCCGAGCCUCCUUGCGAUCCGGUCAGCGACUUGGAGGGAUUUGCUUCGCGUGAUUGGGACCGUCAGGAUUGGUUCAACAGCGUACGAUCUAACGUGGAACUUUUGGCAGCCAACCCUGGCAGCUCAUCCGAAGAUUUGGCAUUCGUCUCGAGUAUGCAUGCUAUCAUCCGCCGUCUCGCUACUCGACAGGACAUUCCGGACGAAUGGUGGAGGCGAGCUGGGCUUAGCCGCUCGAUGUCAUGGGAGGGGGAUAAUUAGCAACUGGAACGGUCAGUUAUGAUUAAGUUCCAUGAUUACGAAGGGCGAAAAGGAGUUUUGGGCGAGGGGAGUUGGUCUGAUGAUUUUGUGGGCUAGUAAUGGCGUUCUGGAAAAUGUUGCACUGUGAACACGACAAUGCAGUUCACUGUGUUAAGGGACAAUGAGUCGGACCGGAUCGGAAAGGACAAAAAAGGAAGGGAAAGGAAAGGGACCGUACGGUUGACCUUGUGUUGUGUAUUAUCAUACGUGCGGUAUGAGUGUUUGAGUUCUAUGUUUUAGUUAUGAAGCCCUACUGCCAGGGCGAGAACAGACUAGGUCCUCCAUACCCGGUAUAGGCGUUCCCUGCUGAGAGUGCCUCUACUUAAUCUGAACCCGUUCACUGAA